AUGGGUAUUCUAGCUUUGGAACCCCAUCCCCGUUUGGCCGCCCCAGAUUCUCCUCCCGGGCUGGUUAGCCCAUCCUCAUCUUCUUACUCCUCCAGACCAUCUCCUCCCGCGGAUCAACUCUGGAACACCAGAUUUGGCCCAGUAUCUCCUCCCAUGUCGAACUAUGAGCAGAGUUCAGCGGCCGACAUGGCGACUAAAAGCAUGGAAGAUACUCCGAGCCGCAAAGAUUCAACACAAAGCGCCCCUCGUCAGCAGUUGCCUUCGCUGAGCAGUCUCUUUGGACCUCCAUCUUCCGUCAGGCCGCUGCACUCUCCGUUGUCUGACCGGCCUGGCGGCUAUCCCGUCACCUCUCCCCUGGACCGGCCGCGUAUGCCUUCAGCGCAUGGCGAUCGCUCAUACUCCACAUCGUACUUCCCGCCACAAGAGUCUCCAGCAAUUUCUCAACCAAGGAGCACUUAUGAUGCGAGAUACGACCAUGACAGACAGGCACUGCACGGGUUGUCACGUUCCUUCUCGGGAUCUGGAUCACCAAUGUACCGUGAGCCGGAGCACUUGCGUCAGGAUUCUAGAUCCGACGCCGGACUAGGAGGCAAGUGGUCAAUGCAUCACGAGACCGGAAAACACGAGUAUUCCUUGGUGACCAGAGACAGUCAAUCAUGCCUACGGGGAUCUUUUGACAGACCUUCAUACCAGUACUCCAGCUCCAAAGACGCCGGUCCCUCCUACCGAGAUCAGCGGCCUUCUUCAGGCUCCGGGUUGAUGCAGCCCUCAACGCCGGCAAGUACCACAACCUCCGAGGGAAUUCCUUCAAAGGAUGGUCUUGGCCCCAAGAUUUGGACAGGAACGCAUUUUCUUCCCCGCUUCGUACGUGCUGCUGAGGUGCCAGGGGAGGGCAUGUGUUACUUUUAUGAUGAUGGAAGCCACUGCAAAACUGUCAUCGAUGGUGAAGCCGUCAAUGCCCACUGGGGUGUGACCAAGGCCGGAAAGCCGAGAAAGAGAUUGGCGAUUGCUUGUGUUACGUGCAGGGAAAAGAAGAUCAAAUGCGACCCGGACUACCCUCGAUGCGUGCAGUGCGAGAAGUUUGGCCGAGUUUGCAAAUUCAAGAACGCACCUCGAGGCGGCCACAAUACGUCUCCGUCAACGCCGCCUGCAGAGCCGGAAGACAUGCGGCGGAUGGGAGGGCCCAUCAACUCGAACGAUAUGCACCGGCCUGGCAGCAACUCCAGCGCCUCAGUUUCUCCUCGUACUACCUUGCGUCAGCCGAGCCCAGAGCCCCCCAUGCCUCACAAGAGGAUGCGCUUGGGUUUUGAUUCCUAUCCUCCGAUGACGAGCGAGCCACCGUCAUUGAAUCGGACGCCUGAAGUGCCCAAGGCAAGCAUCUCCUGGCAACAUCGCCAGCCGAUUGAGCUCCCUCGCAUUCACGAGGACGUGCUCAACCGAGCAUGGCAAACAGAUCCAAGACCUGAUGCUCAUCUAUAG
This is a messenger RNA of Colletotrichum truncatum, 1479 nucleotides long. The record is from RefSeq and is a predicted model, not a curated record. Lineage: Eukaryota; Fungi; Ascomycota; Sordariomycetes; Glomerellales; Glomerellaceae.